AUGUCAGACUCAACAUCAUCAGUCGCCGCAGGAGCAUCUGCCAGGCUCACUGGUGCAGCCAGAGGACUUAGUGAAGGCGGCCUCAAGGCGGUGGCGUGGGCAGGUGUAGCAACAGCGGCAUCAUUCCUCAGUUUACGACUCUUCUCCCGUUUUCGUGAGGCUCGACGCCUCUUCGCUGACGACUACUGGAUGGUGGCCAGCUUUAUCGUGCUUACAGUGAAUGCUGUCCUUCAAACUCUUCAGACUGAGUCCCUUUAUUACAUUCUUUAUGUAUCAGUGGGCCGCAUUGCUGCUGGCGAGGAGUUGAUCACUCAAGGGAAUAUCUAUGUCCGGUACGAAUUUGCCAUCAUUGGCCUGAUGUGGACGGUCCUCUGGUGCGUCAAGGCCAGCUUUCUGGCUCUGUUCUGGAGGUUGUUCGAGGGGUUGCCCCCCUACAAGCGCCUCUGGUGGGUGGUCGCCGUCUUCAGCGCCCUCGCUUAUGCCGGUUGUUGGAUAGCAUCAGCUUGGACAUGUCACCCUCCUAGCACAUAUUUUCAAUUCGGCCAGUGCUCCAAACCCAUUGACCAAGCAGGCAGCACAAUCAGCAUUUCCUACUCCACAGCCGUCGAUAUCCUCUCCGACCUAAUGAUCAUGUCCCUACCACUCCGCCUCCUCCGCGAACUUCAAGUCUCGCGACCACAAAAAAUUGGCCUGGGUGUCGUCUUCUGUCUGGGUUUAGCCAUUAUCGCGGUAGCCAUCAUCCGCCUAACACAGAUCGUGGGACAGGCUCGUGCCGAUCCCGUUGGCCUCGCUGUCUGGGGUCUCGUCGAAAGCUCAGUAUCUGUCAUCAUCGGAUCCCUCCCACCACUCAAGAGCUUCCUGGGCAAACAAAUCCAGAAAUUCACUGGCGCCAUCUACGCAUACGGCGGGAACAGCGGAGGCCAACACUCAGGCAAGAUCCAAGGCGGACACAGCGCCGCAGGAACACGAAGCCCAUUCGCCUCCGCGAUCUCCAAGUCCGGCGCAGGCAUAAAGUCCGAAUCAAUCCCUCUCGAAGACGGGCCUGGCUACGGCCGUAACAGCGUCACCGCCCUAAAGGGCGGCCAGAUCGUGGUGCAAAAGGACUUCGGAUGGUCUCGAGGUGGCGGCGACGGGUCAGGCAGCGUUGUCACGACCGAUGAUGUUGAAACACAAGCACAUUCAGACGAGCAUUCGUACGGCGAGGAGGUGCGUAUGGUCAAUUUCAAGGAGCAGGAAGCUCGGAUUGGCAUUGCAACGAGUAUCGGACGAAGAGUUAGUCAUAAUCAUCACCAUAACCAUCUCGGCCAUCAGCAUCGAAGCUCAGAAGGUCCAGAGUUCGAUAAGGAAGGUCGGAUCAAGACGAGUUGGUUGCACUGA
Molecule: messenger RNA, 1377 nt
Organism: Rhinocladiella mackenziei CBS 650.93
Lineage: Eukaryota; Fungi; Ascomycota; Eurotiomycetes; Chaetothyriales; Herpotrichiellaceae
Exons: 2
Coding region: 1-1377 (458 amino acids)
Source: RefSeq, a predicted model, not a curated record